CGGUGGUUCCCACUUGAAAAAGCUUAUUCUGGACAUACAACACGUGGUGACGUACGAGUUAGUGUUUGUUAUUUGAUGCGGCAACAAAAUUCCGAUGUUGUUAUGAUGGUUCCCUACGUGAAUACGAUCAGUUCAGCAAGCACCGAUGUUGAAGCGGAGGAACAACAAAAAAUAAAGAAACCAGUGGCCAAGCGGGCAAAGAAAGCUCCUGUUAAGUCGGUAGGCAAAUCUUUCCAGCGGAACAGGGAGCACGCAGCCACAUCUGAAGGAAAGAAAUCUCCGGUACUCUCGCUCAAAGACGCGUUUUCGAGUCCAAUUGGUAGGAUAUCUCGAGCUGAAGCUCUAUCGCCUCCACCGUCUCCAUCUUCCGUAACAUCAUCCGACGCUGGUGAAAAUAUCGACUCGCCUAAAACUGUGAAAACUCGUCGACCUUUAUUCUCAUCAAAACGGCAGCAGAAAUUCAGCAAACCUGUGAACAUUUCACCACCGAAAGAAGAACAAGAGGUCGAAGCAAAAUCCGAUCCGUCGCGAACACCUCCGCAAACAUUUCUCAAGCGCAAACCAUACAAAGUGGUUUUCCACAAACUGGACUGGUCCAGCGUGGUGUCGAAAACUGACAGCAAUUUGCCCACAAGCAACAAGAAUCCCAAGAAUCCCAGUGUUGCAUCCAAGACGUCACGUUCCUCAAGUCGAGCGUCAAACUCUGUUGCUACCAGCAAUACUGGAGACACAAUAACGGAUACGGACUCCGUAUUGGAUCCAAAACCUGGUGCUGUCAUCGAUGCAGCUACUGCCGAGAGAUUGACAGCUCUUGAAACUGCGAUGUACGAACAGUGCGGCGUCACGCGCGAAACAGCACCAUUGGCACGAUUCAAGUACCAAAAUGAACGAAAGAAAUUUGUAGCUACUCUCCAGAGUCAAGCUCAAGCUCGUCAGGAUAAUAAUUCGCAAACAGCCCAGCCACCGAGCCAAGCCAGUAGCGAGCUCGACAUUGGCAACGCCACGUUGGAAGCAGCCAUGACGGAACUCUGGAAGAAGCUUACGGGCGAUUCCUCGGGACAAAUCUACGCGUCGAUGCUGCGGAACCUCAUUGAGGCUAAAAGCCCUAUAGAACCCACCGAACCCGACUCUGUCGGUUGCUAA
Molecule: messenger RNA, 1143 nt
Organism: Phytophthora nicotianae INRA-310
Lineage: Eukaryota; Oomycota; Peronosporomycetes; Peronosporales; Peronosporaceae
Exons: 1
Coding region: 76-1143 (355 amino acids)
Source: RefSeq, a predicted model, not a curated record